Rhagoletis zephyria (snowberry fruit fly) is the source of this 558-nucleotide messenger RNA. The record is from RefSeq and is a predicted model, not a curated record. Lineage: Eukaryota; Metazoa; Arthropoda; Insecta; Diptera; Tephritidae.
AUGGCCGAUGAACAUGCUGCUGCAGCGGUGGUGGUGCAGGAUGACGAGGAGAUGACGCCCGGCUACAGGCCGCCCGCCGAAAAGACCCUCAACGAGAUUGUCAACACCGACAGCAACGACGAGAGUCUGAAGAAGUACAAGGAGUCGCUGCUGGGCAGUGCCAUCUCCAGCGUGGUCAUCGUCGAGCCGGACAACCCCAGUCGGGUCAUCGUCAAGAGCCUCUCGCUGCUCGUCGAGGGCCGUCCCGAUGUGACCAUUGACCUGAGCAAAGACCUGGACACGAUCAAGAAGAGCGUGAUGACGAUCAAGGACGGCAUUCAGUACCGCCUGCGAAUAGACUUCUUCGUCCAGCGGGAGAUUGUCACCGGGCUGAAGUUUGUGCAGAAAAUCUCCCGUCACGGCGUCAAGAUCGUCAAGACGAACAACAUGGUGGGCUCCUAUGCGCCCAAGGCCCAAAUCCAGUCGUACACGACGCCCGUCGAGGAGAUGCCCUCGGGAAUGCUCGCCCGAGGCACCUACAACGUAAAAUCGCUUUUCACCGAUGACGACCAAAAUGAG